UGCGUGCGCAUGAUGAAACGACAGCUUUCAGAGCUUUAAGAGCUUUUAAUUUGAUACCAAUUCAAACAUUUAUGAGUAUAUUGUUUCGCAGCAGGAAAAGGAUUGAAUAUUGACAGUCUGUAGAGGAAGAGUCGCCUUGGAUAGUCUAGGAUUUUUCUGAAUACACGUGUAAAGUGUCUAACGUUUCAUCCGAGGAUCGCUCAUAGAUAGACGGCCAUGGACCUUCUUCGUCGAUGUUUUAUUGUCGUGCUGUGUGUCACCGCAGUCAACGCUCACGUACAAUGUCCAAAGGGGAAUAACGAGAUGCCUGGAGGUGAAAUCGGAUUGCCCUUUCCUCCAGACAAGUGUGCUGUGCCCACGGAAGACUUUCUAAAAUACGUUGUCAACAGGGUAUACGUCUCGGCCUACGUGAUCGACACCUUACGGUUAACCUCCGCUAUAUCUACCCAGCGUCGGUUUACAGUACAACCCGACGCCAGUAUUGUGUCAACAUUCGCAUAUGCGGCGGGCGACAGCUGCCAGAGCUUUGAUGUGAUAUAUCCAGGGAUUCGUGACGAUAUUGCAGUCUUCCCGGAACCGGAAAAUCGAGACUUCAGAGUUUUGAGUUGUUCGCCAGCAGAGUACUUGAUAACGUACCACUGUAGAGAUGUGACUGAAAUAGUGUGCGGAAAGUGUCCAAGAAUCGCUGUUCUCAUCUAUGUCCGAGACCGCCGUGAAGACAAGGACGGAGAUGGGAUUCCAGACGGAGAUCCGGAUUUCACAGACGUUCCGUGGGGCGAAAUUGAGAAGUUUUCCAAACACUGUCUCGGCGAGGAUUUCGAAAACGACGAUCUUCUUGGAUGGAAAUGGAAGGGAAGAUCACAGCCAGAAAACUGUACGUUGCUGUCAGCUUAGCACCUUAGCAGUAUUGUGGGUACUACGGUUGCCUCUGACGAAAAAAGAAAAUAAUUACAAAAAAAACUUAACAUCGUCAUUCAAAACCUUUAAAUAAAUUUGACAUUGUGCCUUUUCAAAGAAAAUGGCGAUAACGAUUUAUAUUGAUGUCUGGUGAACCCCAACCCCCAAAUUAAUUAAUCAAAUAAAAGAUAUAACUAUAGUACAAUUAAUAAAUUAUAUCUUUUGGAAGGCAUUGUCAUUGCCAGUUGAUACCUUAAUAUAUGUAAAAUAAAUGAUCAAAGGUAUAUUAAACACUAGACAUCGCACAAUGCGGCAAAA
Molecule: messenger RNA, 1215 nt
Organism: Mya arenaria
Lineage: Eukaryota; Metazoa; Mollusca; Bivalvia; Myida; Myidae
Exons: 7
Coding region: 217-894 (225 amino acids)
Source: RefSeq, a predicted model, not a curated record